This is a messenger RNA of Hemicordylus capensis (graceful crag lizard), 4877 nucleotides long. It is a transcript of the gene PC, whose product is annotated as pyruvate carboxylase. Gene Ontology annotation, cellular component: cytoplasm. Bases 293 to 3832 code for a protein of 1179 amino acids. Gene Ontology annotation, molecular function: pyruvate carboxylase activity; metal ion binding; ATP binding. The record is from RefSeq and is a predicted model, not a curated record. The transcript has 22 exons. Gene Ontology annotation, biological process: pyruvate metabolic process; gluconeogenesis. NCBI's taxonomy places the organism in Eukaryota, Metazoa, Chordata, Lepidosauria, Squamata, Cordylidae.
AGGUGGGCGGGCCGCGGCCGGCUGGGCCCAGGAGGCGCUUCCGGGGCUGAGUGAGGGGACGCGGCUGAGCUGAGGAGAACAGAAGCAGCAGCAGCGCCAGCAGCAGCGAGGGAGGCCCGGCCGGGAGGAGAGGCGGAGCCGGAGGCCAGGCCGAGCGGGAUGUGGCCUUGGCUCCGCUGUGCCUGAUGUGUGUGGAGGGCGGCCGGAUUGGGACCGUCGAGACCCAAGGUGGUGAAGAAGGAGGGAGGAGGAGGAGGAGGAGGAGGCGGCGGCAGCGUCCACAGUCCUGAAGAUGCUGCAGCUGCGUUUUUCCAGGGGCCGGGUGGCCUUCCUGGCCCUCAAGCGGCUCUCGGCAUGUCCCGUCGCCUUGCAAAGCACCCAGCGAGUGGAAUACAAGCCCAUCAAGAAGGUGAUGGUGGCCAACAGAGGGGAGAUCGCCAUCCGCGUCUUCCGGGCCUGCACCGAGCUGGGCAUCCGGACGGUGGCCGUCUACUCCGAGCAGGACACGGGCCAGAUGCACCGGCAGAAGGCGGAUGAGGCUUACCUCAUUGGCCGGGGCCUGCCGCCCGUCCAGGCUUACCUGCACAUCCCGGACAUCAUCCAAGUGGCCAAGGAGAACGAGGUGGACGCUGUCCACCCUGGCUACGGCUUCCUCUCCGAGCGCUCGGACUUCGCCCAGGCCUGCCUCGAGGCCGGCGUGCGCUUCAUCGGCCCCACCCCAGAGGUGGUGCGCAAGAUGGGCGACAAGGUGGAAGCCCGGGCCAUCGCCAUCUCCGCAGGGGUGCCGGUCGUUCCCGGCACGGAGGCCCCCAUCUCCUCUCUCAGCGAGGCCCAGGAGUUCUCCAACAGCUACGGCUUCCCCAUCAUCUUCAAAGCUGCCUACGGCGGAGGAGGGCGAGGGAUGCGGGUCGUGCGCAGCUACGAGGAGCUGGAGGAGAACUACACCCGGGCGUUCUCAGAGGCCCUGUCUGCGUUUGGGAACGGAGCCCUCUUCGUGGAGAAGUUUGUGGAGAAGCCUCGGCACAUUGAAGUCCAGAUUCUGGGUGACAAGUACGGCAACGUGGUGCACCUGUACGAGCGGGACUGCUCCAUCCAGCGGCGGCACCAGAAGGUGGUGGAGAUCGCCCCGGCCGCCCACCUGGACACCCAGCUGCGCUCCAAGCUCACCAAUGAUGCUGUCAGGCUGGCCAAGCAGGUGGGCUAUGAAAACGCCGGCACGGUGGAGUUCCUGGUGGACAAGCAGGGCAAGCACUACUUCAUCGAGGUCAACUCGCGCCUGCAGGUGGAGCACACGGUGACGGAAGAGAUCACAGACGUUGACCUCGUCCACGCCCAGAUCCACAUCGCGGAGGGGAAGAGCCUGCCGGAGCUGGGCCUCAAGCAGGACAACGUGCGGAUCAACGGCUGCGCCAUCCAGUGCCGCGUCACCACCGAGGACCCUUCGCGGGGCUUCCAGCCCGACACGGGCCGCAUCGAGGUGUUCCGGAGCGGAGAGGGCAUGGGCAUCCGCCUGGACAGCGCCUCGGCCUACCAGGGGGCUCUCAUUUCCCCGCACUACGACUCCCUGCUGGUGAAGGUCAUCGCGCACGGGAAAGACCACCCGACGGCCGCCUCCAAGAUGGGCAGGGCCUUGGCAGAGUUCCGGAUCCGCGGCGUCAAGACCAACAUCCCCUUCCUGCAGAACGUGCUGGGCAACGACCAGUUCCUCCGGGGCACCGUGGACACCCAGUUCAUCGACGAGAACCCCGACCUUUUCAACCUCCGGCCCGCCCAGAACCGAGCCCAGAAGCUGCUGCACUACCUGGGCCACGUCAUGGUCAACGGCCCCAUGACGCCCAUCCCGGUGAACGCCCGGCCCUCCCCCAUCGACCCGGUUAUCCCGCCGGUUCCUCUGGGUCAGCCGCCAGCAGGUUUCCGGGACGUGCUUCUGCGCGAGGGGCCCACCGGCUUUGCCAAGGCCAUCCGCCAGCACCGAGGCCUGCUCCUGAUGGACACCACCUUCCGGGACGCGCACCAGUCCCUGCUGGCCACCCGCGUCCGCACCCACGACCUGAAGAAGAUCUCCCCCUUCGUGGCCCACCACUUCAGCAAGCUCUUCAGCAUCGAGAACUGGGGAGGCGCCACCUUUGACGUGGCGAUGCGCUUCCUCUACGAAUGCCCCUGGCGGCGGCUGCAGGAGCUGCGGGAGCUCAUCCCCAACGUCCCCUUCCAGAUGCUGCUGAGGGGGGCCAACGCCGUGGGCUACACCAACUACCCCGACAACUCCGUCUUCAAGUUCUGCCAAGUGGCCAAGGAGAACGGCAUGGACAUCUUCCGGGUCUUUGACUCCCUCAACUACCUGCCCAACAUGCUCUUGGGGAUGGAGGCGGCUGGGCAGGCCGGGGGCGUGGUGGAGGCGGCCAUCUCCUACACGGGGGACGUGGCGGACCCCAGCCGGACCAAGUACACGCUGGACUACUAUGUCCACCUGGCCGAGGAGCUGGUCAAAGCCGGGACCCACAUCUUGGCCAUCAAGGACAUGGCCGGCGUGCUGAAGCCGCAGGCCUCUUCCCUGCUGGUGGGGGCGCUGCGGGGGCGCUUCCCCAACCUCCCGCUCCACAUCCACACCCACGACACCUCGGGGGCCGGCGUGGCCUCCAUGCUGGCCUGCGCUGCUGCAGGGGCCGACAUCGUGGACGUCGCGGUGGACUCCAUGUCCGGGAUGACCUCCCAGCCCAGCAUGGGCGCGAUGGUGGCCUGCACCCGCGGGACCGAGCAGGACACAGGCAUCCAGAUGGAGAGAGUGUUUGACUACAGCGAGUACUGGGAGAUGGCUCGGGGCCUCUACGCCUCCUUCGACUGCACGGCCACCAUGAAAUCUGGCAACGCCGACGUGUAUGAGAACGAGAUCCCGGGGGGCCAGUACACCAACCUGCACUUCCAGGCCCACAGCAUGGGGCUGGGGAACAAGUUCAAGGAGGUGAAGAAGGCCUACGUGGAAGCCAACAAGCUGCUGGGGGACCUCAUCAAGGUGACCCCCUCCUCGAAGAUCGUGGGUGACCUGGCGCAGUUCAUGGUUCAGAACAACCUGGCGCGGGCGGACGUGGAGGCCCAGGCGGAGGAGCUCUCCUUCCCGCUCUCGGUGGUGGAGUUCCUGCAGGGCUACAUCGGCGUCCCCUACGGGGGCUUCCCGGAGCCCCUCCGGUCCAAGGUGCUGAAGGACCUGCCCCGCAUUGAGGGCCGCCCCGGGGCCUCCCUGCCCCCCCAGGACUUUGUGCAGCUGGAGAAGGAGCUCUGCCAGAAGCACGAGGAGGAGGAGAUCACCCCGGAGGACGUGCUUUCUGCCGCCAUGUACCCCAAGGUCUUUGACGAGUUCAAGGAGUUCACAGCCACCUUUGGGCCUGUCGAAUGCCUCAACACCCGCCUCUUCCUGGAGGGACCCAAGAUUGCAGAAGUCUUUGAGGUGGAGCUGGAGAGGGGCAAGACGCUCCACAUCAAGGCCUUGGCCCUGGGAGACCUGAACCGGGCCGGCCAGAGGGAAGUCUUCUUCGAACUCAACGGGCAGCUGCGCUCCAUCCUGGUCAAGGACACCAAGGCCAUGAAGGAAAUGCACUUCCACCCCAAAGCCCUGAAGGACCUCAAGGGCCAGAUCGGGGCCCCCAUGCCCGGGAAGGUGAUUGACAUCAAAGUGCAGGAAGGGGCCCCCAUUGAGAAGGGGCAGCCCCUCUGCGUCCUGAGUGCCAUGAAGAUGGAGACGGUGGUCAACUCCCCCCUGGCGGGCACCAUUAAGAAGAUCUACGUCAAGCCGGACAUGAGUUUGGAAGGAGACGACCUCAUCCUGGAGAUUGAAUAGGGCCCCCCCCACCCUGCAUAAGCUGCCCCCCCUGCCGCUGCCCCUGCCCCCCGCCCUGGUCUGCAGCCCUGCCGGCCCUCCAGACCUCUGGGCACAAGGCCCUUUGCCCCAGGGAGGGGCCGCUCUGGAGGGCAGCAGGAGUCGGGGAGGGACCCGGCCCCGGGCGGCUUCUGGGGGGUUCAGGGGCCGUUGUGCCUGCACAAGGGAGACGGAGGGAGCCGAGGAAAGGGGCCUGGGUGGGGAGGGGGUGGAUUCUGCCUGGCACGUGAGCCCCCCCCCGCCCCUGCUGCCCCAUGGACCAAUGGGGGGCGGCCCCCUCCUCUCUCUCUCUCUCUCCCUUCCUCCCCGGUCCCCAUUGCUGCCCCCUCUUGCUUCAUGCAACGGGCUCUCAGCUCCAGCACUGCCUUGCUGGGGGGGCCGGGGCUGGUGGUGGGGGGAGAUGGUGUCUUCCCUUCCUCCCUCCCUCUUUCCAGACUUCCUGCCUGACCUUACAGCCUUGUGGCUCUUGGGUCUCAGUUGCCAAAUCCUUUCUCCCAAGCCAGACGGGGCAUGUAAGUGGGGCCUGUCUGCUGAGUCUUCUCCCCCCCCCGCCCCGUUGCCCCCAUCCCAUCCACAGCUCGGACCCCCCUCUUCCAGGGGCAGGGCUGACAAUUUGAAACACACACACACACCCCGCCUCUCUCAGUGGUGGGGGCAGCCAGCCUGGGCGGCAGGGGGCGGCUUGGAUGGGGUGCAGUUUACACGGUUGUUCACCCAGAGCGGGGGGGGGGUAGGUGGGGGGCUAUGGUGUCCCCCCCCUUCAGCCCGCGGGUGAGGGAGCAAAGCCAGCGCAGGGCCUGCAAAGCGUCGUUGUGUCGAGACUCUCCAAAGGACCGGCCCGAGCCAGAUGGGACCCCUGCACCUGCGGGACCGGGAUGAGCCGACGAGGCGGCCGGGCGUCUGAUGUGGGACCCCUGGGAAUGCCGCUGGGCGCGGGGAGGCCCCAGUCCAAUGUCUCCGAGGGUCUCAUAAAGGAGGAGCGCUGCGCUCCGACGUCUGCCCCCCC